This is a messenger RNA of Hyaloscypha bicolor E, 930 nucleotides long. RefSeq names its product proline-specific peptidase. Gene Ontology annotation, biological process: proteolysis. Lineage: Eukaryota; Fungi; Ascomycota; Leotiomycetes; Helotiales; Hyaloscyphaceae. The transcript has 2 exons. Bases 1 to 930 code for a protein of 309 amino acids. The record is from RefSeq and is a predicted model, not a curated record. Gene Ontology annotation, molecular function: peptidase activity.
AUGUCGUACCCUGAGCCCCCAACUAUUGAAGCCGAAGCCGACUUCAAGGUCGAAGGUGCCGGCAAGCCAUGCAAGACUUGGUACACCGUCUUCGGAGACCUCAAAUCGGGCGUCCGUCCCCUCGUUUGUCUCCAUGGCGGGCCAGGAGCAGCCCACAACUACAUCCGUCCGAUACGCUUCUUAGCCUCAACACACUCCAUCCCCGUGAUUAUGUACGACCAACUCGGGAUCGGCAACUCCACUCAUCUCCCAGAGAAGAUAGGAGAUGGCAAGUUCUGGACCGUUGAGCUCUUCCUCGCUGAACUCGACAACCUCCUAAAGCAUCUCGGAAUCCAGGAUGACUAUGACCUGCUCGGCCAGUCAUGGGGCGGCAUGUUAGGUGCCUGCCAUGCCAUUAACCAGCCGAAAGGACUACAUAGACUCGUAAUUGCGGACUCCCCAGCCUCCAUGAAAAUGUGGGUGAUCGCCGCCGACACCCUGCGCCAAAACCUCCCCCCAGACGUACAAGCCACCCUCCUAAAGCACGAAGCAGACGGCACAACCGACUCCCCCGAGUACGAAGCCGCAAUGCAAGUCUUCUACGACCGACACGUCUGCCGCGUCAUCCCAAAGCCAAAAGAUUGGGACGACACCGAAGCAGCUAUAAAAGCCGACCGGACCGUGUAUCUGACCAUGAAUGGACCGUCUGAGUUCUUCAUCACUGGGACGCUCAAGGAUUUUAAUAUCGUGGACGAGUUGAGCAAGAUCAAAGUGCCGACGCUACUAGUUAAUGGCAAGUAUGAUGAGGCUACGGACUAUGUGAUGGAACCGUUCUGGAAGAGUAUUGAGAAGGUGAAGUGGGUUAGGUUUGCGGAGAGCAGCCAUACGCCACAGCUGGAGGAGACAGCGGAGUUUUUGAGGGUUGUUGGGGGAUAUCUGAAGGCCGAGUAG